GAUUAUGCAUGUGCAUAUGUGCAUGUGCAACCAUAAUCACGUGAGAUCAUUACCAUAGCAACAGCAAUCAAAUCUCAUUUUGAAAAGAUACAUAUCAUGGAAGAGAGGUACUCAUUCAUUACGGACUGGUAUGAUUCCUAUGCUUCAAUAAACCGCCAGUAUCAGUUGGUGUUCUUUCCUUCAGACUCCACUUGUGAAAUGAUCGACAUCAAACAAAAAAGACUCUUCCUGAGACGCUCUCCUUCUCCAGUCAAACUAGACGAGAUAUUUCUCGGGGCUGUCCUUAACAUUCUCUCACGUCAACUCAAAGUGGUUGAUUUUGCUGACGAUUUCACUCGCUCUAGACUUGAAACUCGUAAACAGAUCACGCUAGCACUGAUCAAACCUGAUUCAGCCAUUGCUCAUAUUGGGGAGAUUCUUAAUGCUAUCAUAUCUGAAGGAUUGACUAUAGCUAAGAUGCGUAUGCUUCGUCUAACACUUAAAGAAGCCGAGAGGUUCUACAGAAUGUCUUCCAGUCAGAUUCUCUUUAAUGAUGACAUACAGUACAUAUCCAGUGGCCCACUAGUUGCUAUAGAACUAGUAGGAGAGAAUGCUAUACAGCGUUGGGCUGAUAUUCUUGGUCCCAGCGACCCUGCUGAAGCAAGGCAGGUAUCUCCAUCAUCUCUUCGAGCUCGUUUUGGUACUGACCAAACUCAUAACGUGGGACAUGGGUCGAUUGGUUCAGAGGUCGCUGGUCGUGAGGUUGAGUUCUUCUUUAAAGAGGGUAGAGGGGAGAUAUUGGGCAGUCCUACUGCUGAAGGAUGCACAUUGUGUAUAAUUAAACCUGAUGCUCUGAAAGCUGGCCUCUCUGCUAAAAUAAUACAAGACAUACUAUCGGAAGGUCUUGAGAUUACAGGCCUGGGUCUUUAUAACGUAGAGAAAGCGAAUGCUGAGGAGUUCUACGAGGUAUACAAAGGAGUCCUUCAUGAGUAUCCUGACAUGGUGUCCUUGCUAACCUCAGGCCCCUCCAUAGCAAUAGCUCUAUCAGGGAGGAAUGCUCAGGCUCAGUUUAGACAACUCUGUGGGCCUCCUGAUCCUGAGAUUGCUAGACACUUACGACCGCACACUUUGAGAGCUAAAUAUGGUAAGAACAAACUGGAGAAUGGAGUUCACUGUACUGACCUACCUGAAGACGGACCACUGGAGGUAGAGUAUUUCUUUAAAAUACUUGAUAAUGGAAACAAUUAAAAGACUAUUUACUUAAUGUACAUGUACAUGGACACACAUCACGUGUAAGUUUAUAAAUAAUGAUUACUUUACUAAAGACAUCAUGCUACACUUUCA
Molecule: messenger RNA, 1323 nt
Organism: Amphimedon queenslandica
Lineage: Eukaryota; Metazoa; Porifera; Demospongiae; Haplosclerida; Niphatidae
Product: nucleoside diphosphate kinase 7-like
Exons: 2
Coding region: 97-1227 (376 amino acids)
Biological process (GO): UTP biosynthetic process; GTP biosynthetic process; CTP biosynthetic process
Cellular component (GO): axonemal microtubule
Molecular function (GO): ATP binding; nucleoside diphosphate kinase activity
Source: RefSeq, a predicted model, not a curated record